AUGAGCGAUAAAGAUACAUUCAAAGUGAUAUUUAUCAGACGAGGUGGUGCGUGUGCAACAGUCCUGCACAAUGGUCAGUUGAUGUGGCCGCCACCAGUCACAGAGGUGACUGAGACGGCCGUCAUAGUGGCUGAACCGACGCCAUUUGCAAAAAACUGCUCGGAAAGCUGGACUCAUAACAGCAGAGGACUAAGGCAAACGUUCUACUAUUCAGGUCUGGGAGGUCUCCCUGUGCUGGGUGUGAUCUCUCCGAACUUGGAUUUCGCCGCGAUGACCACGACAUUUGCGUUGGCUGGAAUAGUAGGAUACCAUACCGUAUGGGAAGUAACGCCGGCUCUCCAUUCUCCGUUGAUGUCAGUGACUAAUGCGAUCUCGGGAACCACUGCCGCUGGAGCACUCUGCCUGAUGGGAGGUGGGCUACUGCCAUCAAACGCCGCCCAGUCACUUGCCCUAGGGGCUGCUUUCAUUUCUUCAAUCAAUAUUGGCGGAGGAUUUCUGAUAACAAAGCGAAUGCUGGAUAUGUUCAAACGACAAGGUGAUCCACCGGAAUACAAUUACAUGUACGCUGUGCCGGCUGCACUGUUUCUCGGUGGAUAUUACUACGGUCUGAAAUCGGGUGCGCCAUGCGCUCAUUCACUCGCGUACCUUGGCUCAUCGCUUUGUUGUGUUGGUGCGUUAGCAGGACUAUCAAGCCAGAAAACGGCCCGAGUUGGUAACGCAUUAGGUAUGACCGGCGUAGCUGGUGGCCUAGCGGCUACUCUGGGGAUUUUGAGCCCUGAUCACGACACACUUGUUCAAAUGGGAAGUGCCGUCGGAUUGGGUUCGCUCAUUGGACUUGGUAUCGCUCAAAGAAUAAAGGUGUCGGAUCUGCCUCAAUUAGUAGCUGCGUUCCAUUCAUUCGUAGGAUUGGCUGCAACCAUGACAUGUUUAGCUGACUUCAUUGUAGAACAUCCGCACUUCCUUACUGAUCCAAGUGCUUGUGGUGCUGCCAAGAUGUCAUUGUUUCUUGGAGCAUAUAUUGGUGGUGUCACCUUUACCGGUAGUCUGAUGGCGUACGGGAAACUCCAAGGUAUUCUUGGCUCGGCGGCCACCUAUCUUCCUGGUCGUCAUGCAAUCAAUUCGGGAUUAUUGGCUGGAAAUAUUGGUGCACUGGGUCUCUACAUGGCAACUGACGACUUUGCUACUGGUCUCGGCAUGCUGGGAACGACGGCUGGUCUCAGCAGUCUGAUGGGGGUGACACUGACGAUGGCCAUUGGAGGAGCUGACAUGCCCGUUGUGAUAACUGUGCUGAACAGCUAUUCCGGAUGGGCUCUGUGUGCCGAAGGGUUCAUGCUAAACAACGAUUUGCUCACAAUUGUCGGUGCUUUGAUAGGGAGUUCUGGAGCCAUUCUUUCUUAUAUAAUGUGUAGGGCAAUGAAUCGCUCUCUGAUUAGCGUCAUUCUCGGAGGGGUUGGAACGAAAUCUCAGGGAACUGGCAAAGCGAAAGCCAUCGAAGGCACGGCUACAGAAACGAAUGUUGCUGAGACGGUCGACUGGCUCUUGAAUGCACAGUCUGUGAUCAUUGUGCCGGGGUACGGUUUGUGUGCUGCCCAAGCACAGUAUCCGAUUGCUCAGCUUGCCAAGGAACUAAGCGAUCGUGGAAUCCGAGUGCGAUUUGCUGUCCAUCCUGUUGCCGGACGGAUGCCCGGACAGUUGAAUGUGCUGCUCGCAGAAGCUGGUGUUCCGUACGAUAUUGUCGAGGAAAUGGAUGAAAUCAAUGACGAUUUCGACUCUACCGAUGUGGCCUUAGUCAUUGGCGCAAAUGAUACGGUGAACUCAGCUGCUGAAGACGAUCCGAACAGUUCGAUUGCUGGGAUGCCUGUAUUGCGAGUUUGGCGCUCGAAGAAGGUAGUGAUGAUGAAACGAACGCUGGGAGUGGGCUAUGCCGCAGUCGACAACCCGGUGUUCUUCAACGAGAACACGGCGAUGCUGCUGGGAGACGCGAAAAAGAUGUGCGAUCAACUUCUGGCCACGGUGGAGACUGCACCGCACUAG
This is a messenger RNA of Ostertagia ostertagi, 2034 nucleotides long. The record is from the annotation of a GenBank genome assembly. NCBI's taxonomy places the organism in Eukaryota, Metazoa, Nematoda, Chromadorea, Rhabditida, Trichostrongylidae.